Molecule: messenger RNA, 1019 nt
Organism: Chinchilla lanigera (long-tailed chinchilla)
Lineage: Eukaryota; Metazoa; Chordata; Mammalia; Rodentia; Chinchillidae
Gene: Ptf1a
Product: pancreas specific transcription factor, 1a
Exons: 3
Coding region: 1-699 (232 amino acids)
Biological process (GO): regulation of transcription by RNA polymerase II; developmental process
Molecular function (GO): RNA polymerase II transcription regulatory region sequence-specific DNA binding; DNA-binding transcription factor activity, RNA polymerase II-specific; protein dimerization activity
Source: RefSeq, a predicted model, not a curated record
AUGGACGCGGUGCUGCUGGAGCACUUCCCCGCCGGCCUGGACGCCUUCCCGGCCUCCUGCUUCGACGAGGAAGACUUCUUCACCGACCAGUCUUCCCGGGACCCUCUGGAGGACGGCGAGGAGCUGCUGGCGGACGAGCAGGCCGAGGUGGAGUUCCUCAGCCACCAGCUGCACGAGUACUGCUACCGCGACGGGGCGUGCCUGCUGCUGCCGCCCGCGCCCCCGGCCCGGCGGCGCAUGCAGUCCAUCAACGACGCCUUCGAGGGGCUGCGCUCGCACAUCCCCACGCUGCCCUACGAGAAGCGCCUCUCCAAGGUGGACACGCUGCGCCUGGCCAUCGGCUACAUCAACUUCCUCAGCGAGCUGGUGCAGGCGGACCUGCCCCUGCGGGGCGGCGGCGCGGGCGGCUGCGGGGGGCCGGGCAGCGGCGGGCGCCUGGGCGGGGACAGCCCGGCCGGCCAGGCCCAGAAGGUCAUCAUCUGCCACCGGGGCACGCGUUCCCCUUCCCCCAACGACCCGGAUUAUGGCCUCCCUCCCCUCGCGGGUCACUCUCUCUCGUGGACUGACGAAAAACAACUCAAAGAACAAAACAUCAUCCGAACGGCCAAAGUGUGGACCCCAGAGGACCCCAGAAAACUCAACAGCAGGUCUUCGUUCAACAACAUAGAAAACGAACCGCCCUUUGAGUUUGUGUCCUGAGAGGGCCCACACUCGGCUUGGGAUCUAACUGUGACCGUGCAUAUUGUACAUGUAAAUAUCUACGAUGUAAAUGUAAUUUAAGAAUCAGAUUUUUCUAAUGGCAAUCAACUGUUUGUUAUUUAUCUAUUUAUUAUUCCGUUGAGUUAAUGACAUAGAUGAUUUCUUUUUAAAUAUAUAAUUUAUAUAAUUUAUCCCGAUUUUCUAAAAAUAUGCAAUAGCGUAUGAUUCCCCAGCACCUUUGACAGAACGGCGUUGUUGGCUGGAAGAACUCCCUGGCCAGCAGACUUCAUGCUUAUUUAUUGUCAGAUGUGGUUUAUUUC